Molecule: messenger RNA, 917 nt
Organism: Daphnia magna
Lineage: Eukaryota; Metazoa; Arthropoda; Branchiopoda; Diplostraca; Daphniidae
Product: alpha-protein kinase 1
Exons: 2
Coding region: 143-901 (252 amino acids)
Biological process (GO): protein phosphorylation
Molecular function (GO): protein serine/threonine kinase activity; ATP binding
Source: RefSeq, a predicted model, not a curated record
GAAGCACACAACACAGUGCCUCAAGUGGCAAGUUUGAACAAGUUGUCAAGGCCAACUGACUAGGUUGAAAACGGAUCAUUCGCUGCUGAAACGCCAGACCAACAACAUUUUACAAACGUUGCAGUGCAAGUGGUUCCUUAGAAUGUCUGAUUACGCGCGGGAGAAUAAAUCCACUGAUGCAAAAAUUUUUUGCAACACUAUUUUUGCGAGUGGUUCUUUCAAAAACGUGUACAGAGGAGAGUAUACAAAAGGAGAAAGAGCUGGCGAAGAAUGCGUUUGCAAGAUUUUCAAAUCCGGAAGCGUCUAUGAAGAAUCGUAUUUCCAAGUCGAGCUUAAAGUGGUUGCCAAAGCGCUCGAGAUUGUCAACAAGUUUAACAGAGACAAACACAUUGACCAGAACAUUUGGCUUAACCAGCCAGCUGUGUGGACUUUCAUUGAAGGAAAUAAAAAUGGAGAAAAGGCAAUAAUUGAACCCAUGAUUACCAAUUUUGAAAAGUUCAACUCAAACACAGGAUGGACUCCAGAAGAAUCGUCUCCUUGGAUAAAUGCUAUGCAAUCGCUCAGCCACUUUUCCUAUCACACAACUAAUCGCCGUUUGCUCUUUUGCGACCUCCAAGGUGGCAUUUACAAGGAUGGCUUUGUUUUGACCGAUCCUGUCAUUAUGUCAACCAAUCAGGAGUAUGGACCAACGGACCUCGGUGCUCAUGGAAUUUCAACAUUUUUUGCUUCUCAUCGAUGCAGCAAAUAUUGCAAAGCUCAUUGGUUGGUUCCGCACGAUAAAAAAGUCUAUUUUACAAUUCAAAAGGGAUCUGCCAUGGUUCUCCCUGGUCGCCAAAGUCGCGCCGCUCUAACCUGUCAGCUGCCAGGCAUGUUGGAAAAUUUGUCCAUUCAAGAGGAAUAAACUGAUUUUACUUCUU